Messenger RNA from Catharus ustulatus (Swainson's thrush), 1847 nucleotides. RefSeq names its product trafficking regulator and scaffold protein tamalin (gene TAMALIN). Gene Ontology annotation, cellular component: plasma membrane. The record is from RefSeq and is a predicted model, not a curated record. Gene Ontology annotation, biological process: signal transduction. Gene Ontology annotation, molecular function: protein binding. Lineage: Eukaryota; Metazoa; Chordata; Aves; Passeriformes; Turdidae. The transcript is spliced from 11 exons. Bases 1 to 1476 code for a protein of 491 amino acids.
AUGCGCGAGGUGCGCGUGUCCCUGUGCCUGGUCAUCUCCUCCAUAGCCGUGCGGUGUCUGCCUGUGGGUGGCUCAUCUCUGUCCGUGCUUCCUGUGCAUGUGCAAAUCUCGAGUGUCCCCGUUCGUGAGCUGUUUGCGCUGGUGCUCUCCGUGCUGAGUCAGGUCACCGAGCAGGACCGCAGGCAGAACCUCCCCUCUGGACCCCCACAGGAUCCCUCAGCAGGAACCCGCACUGGGACCACACCCAAGGGACCCCGGCGCUGGAUCUCCAAGGAGUCCCCGAGGUCCCCGAGAGUGAUUCUCACCCUGGACCCCCCCACUGGAUCUUCAAGGGGUUCCCGAGUGGGACCCUCACCCCAGACCCUCCCACUGGAUCUCCAAGGGGUCCCCGAGUGGGACCCUCACCCUGGAUCUCUCCAUGUGGUCCCGACUCAGCGCUCGGGGCCGGAGCGGUACCGGACCCAGCCGGCCACGGGGCGUGGUCCAUCUCCAAACCGAGCGCGGUUUAACGCCCAAGACGAUGCGGCACCGGCGGUGGCCCCGGAGAGCCCCGGCCCCGCCGAGCUCUACCGAGCGCUGGCGGCGGCCGGCGGGACCCUGCCCCGCGUGCGCAAGGACACCGGGUUCAAAUGGGCAUCCCCGAGCCAGUCCCCAGAGGAGCACAGGAGGGUGGUGAUGCUGGAGAAGAAGGCAGAGGAGUCUUUCGGCUUCGAGAUCCAGACCUACGGGCUGCACCACCAGGACAGGAACAGCGUGGAGAUGUUCACCUUCGUGUGCCGCGUGCACGACGGCAGCCCGGCCGAGGCCGCGGGGCUCAAGGCUGGGGACACGAUCACAGGAGUGAAUGGGCUCAAUGUGGAGGGCAUCCGGCACCGGGAGAUCGUGGAGAUCAUCAAGAGCUCAGGGAACGUUCUCCGGCUGGACACUCUCUAUGGGACGUCCAUCCGCAGGGCCGAGCUGGAGGCCAGGCUGCAGUACCUGAAGCAAACCCUCUAUGAGAAGUGGGGAGAGUUUCGCUCGCUGAUGGUGCAGGAGCAGAGGCUGGUGCGGGGUGUGGUGGCCAAGGACCCCAGCAUCUACGACACGCUGGAGUCCAUCCGCUGGUGCCUGCAGGGGGAGGGACUGCCGGGGGGCUCCUCCCGUGCCAGCGGCAGCGAUGACUCCCUGUACCAGACCUGCGUCUUCGCCUCUUCCAGCUCCUUGGAUGCGGACAAGGAUGGCGACAAGGACAAGGAUGAGGACAGCGGGGGUCCCGCGCCCCCCCCACCGCGCCCCCGCCCUGCCCUGGCCCGCAGCGCCAGCCUCAAGUGUGCGGGGGGCCCGGGGGCUGCGGGGAGGCUCUGGGCUCGGGCCGGGGACCCUGGGGAGGGGGCGGCCGCCCCCCGCAAGAGCCGACACAGCAGCUUCCGCCGGCGGCUGCUCAAGUUCAUCCCGGGUCUGAACCGGGCGCUGGAGGAGGAGGAGAGUCACCUCUAGCCGGCCCCCGGCUCCCCAGGACUAUUUAUUUAUUUAUUGCAAGGGGCUUCGUUCCCCCGGCCCCCAGCCCUGGGGGCUGCAGGAAGGUUUGGGUUGGCCCCGGGGGUUCCGAUUUGCGCCCCCACCCCGGGCCGUGGGGAUUGUGACACUGUGAGGGACGGACACGACACCAAGGGACAGACGUGAGGACCUUCCUGAAGCGGCGCACGGAGCUGUCGCUGCUCUCAGGAGCAGGGGACUCCUCCCAGGAGGGGAGCACCGGGGGAGCCCCGCAUUCCCCAGGUUCGGGGGGCUCUGGGGGUCGCAGCCCUGCUCCCCCCGGGCUGUUGUACCACGUCAGCGCUCGCCAAUACAGAGACGAUUUGCAGCGA